UCUUCUCACCUGCGCGAACACUUCUGGAAGUAGGCAAGCAGGCCUCUACCUGCCCUUGGGCUCCCCAGCCUGCCUCUUUAUGCUAAGCCUCAGCCCUCUGUGUGGGCAGCUGAGUGACAAGCUGCUGCACCCUCCUGAAGAAAACAGGCAGAAGGAACAGCACCUCUCCGCCGCAUCGCUUCAGGAAUUCAAAAUGGCUCUCCGUUGGGGGAUCUGCUCCGCUGGGAAGAUCAGCCACGAUUUCAUCGUGGCCUUGAAGACUUUGCCGGCAGUGGAUCACAAGGUUGGAUAACAGGCCUGGAACAAAUGGUGUGGGUGGGGGCAUGGGGACACAGGGCAGCCAAAACCAGGGUCUAUCACACUUUGCUGAUAGAAUUACCAGCUUUCUUCUGGGAGAGCUUCUGUGCCGUUAAGAGCUCCCUGUCGCUAGAAACGUAGCUGGCAAAGCUUUCCUUACCCAUGCUAGAAAAGUGAGGAGCCUUAGCUUUGCGGUGGAGCAUGUGGUUUUUGCGGGGACGCAGGUGGCACUGUGGGUUAAACCACAAAGCCUAGGACUUGCCAAUCGGCGGUUUGAAUCCCUGCGACGGGGUGAGCUCCUGUUGCUCAGUGCCUGCUCCUGCCAACCUAGCAGUUCGAAAGCACGUCAAAGUGCAAGUAGAUAUAUAGGUACCGCUCCAGCGGGAAGGUAAAUGGCGUUUCUGUGCGCUGCUCUGGUUCACCAGAAGCGGCUUAGUCCUGCUGGCCACAUGACCUGGAAGCUGUACGCCGGCUCCCUCGGCCAAUAAAGCGAGAUGAGUGCCACAACCCCAGAGUUGGCCAUGACUGGACCUAAUGGUCAGGGGUCCCUUUACCUUUACCCUUUACAUGGUUUUAGCAGGCAGAAAUUCUAUCUCUGCUAUUGCCAGUUAUUUUUUUUAAAAAAAGAUUCUCAUGUAGUGAUUCUGGAGAAAGAAUUACUUUCUGGAGAAAGACCUGGAAGAACAGCUGCCAGUCAGAGUAGAGAACAGUGGGGUAGAGGGACAGAUUGCCCCGUUUUCUUUGAGGGGAAGCUCGGUUAUAAGCUCAGCUGUGGGGCUCAUGCUUUGCAUACAAAAGUUCCCAAGCUCCAUCCGGCUAGGGCUGGAAUAGGAUUCCUGCCUGGAACCCUGGAAAGCUGCAGACAGUCAGUGCCGACAAUACUGAACAAGUGAUGUGGACUAGCGGUUUAACAUGACGUAGGGCUGUUUCUUGUGCCUCAAAAGCUCCUGCCUUCUCUGUUUCUGCUUCACAGGUGGAUGUUAAAAGACACAGGUGGCCUGCCAGAAAUUAAGUGUUGACAAUGAGAGCGAAUGUGGCAUAGUGGCUACAGCAGUGUUUCUCAGACUUGGGUUUCCCGCUGCUGUUGGACUACAACUCCCACCCUCCCUGACUACUGGCCCUGCCAGCUAGGGAUAAUGGGAGUUGUAGUCCAACAACAGCUGAGGACCCAAGUUCGAGAAAAAACUGGGGUUAGAGUGUUGAAUGGCUCAGCCAUAAAGCUUACUGGGUGUCCUUGGGCCUUUCACGGUCUCUCAGACUAAUCUCUACCUCGCAAGGUUGCUGUGAGGAUAAAAUGGGGAGGGGAUUGCCAUGCAUGUCGCCUUGAGCUCCUUGGAGGAAAGCUGGGAUAUAAGUGUAACUUAAAAACAAGAAGUGCCGGAGUGGAACCCCGAACAGCAGUUGUAUCCCAUUUCAUGAUGGGCUGCUGUUCUCCUGAUCUGCCAUUCCAGGAACCAUCACUUUCUUUGACUGCUGGUGCUCCAGUCUUGGCCACUUUGCUUCCUUAUAACACUUUCUACGUGAACCUGUAUGCAUGAUCUGUGUGAUCUAUCAGGGAGAUGCUUUAUACCAAGUUAAACCACUUGGUCCAUCUAGCUCAGGAUUGUCAGAACGGACAUGGUUUGGUCUACCAACCUGGCGCCCUCCAAAACAUCUGGAGGGCACCAGGCUGGCAAAGGUUGGGCUAGCCUGUCUCCACUGCCUAGAAGCAGCUCUCCAGAGUAGAAAGGGUUACACGGGAAAGAGUAGCUGGCGUCUUGAAAAGCAGAAGUUCACGCUGCAACAUUUUGCUGCAGUUCUGGGUAGCAGUAGUCUGUUCUUUUAACCAACUGACGAAAACAACAACAACAAGCAGAGCAUGACUGCCACUCCUUCAAGAGAAAAGAUGUCUUCAUGAGAAAAGUGCAUUUUGGGCAGCCACCCAAGGCUACACCCCCAGUUUCAGCUAACAUCAGCUAAAAGCUCCCAACUCUCUGUCUCUUGCCUUUGAAAAACUGCCAGCUGUUAUUUCUGCUACCUCUCUUCUUCCUUCUCUCAGCUCAAGGGUGUCAUCUUCUUCAAGCUCUGAUGAGUAUCUCAUUCAAACAGACAAAACAAAACACAGAAAGAUUCCAAACGAUCUCCUCCGGAUGAUCUGAUUACUAAGCAUUCAUCCUAAUUUGCUUGCACAAAGCUUCCACAUAGCUUAGAUGGUGCCAGUUUCUUAUUAAGCAUUCGUUCUUAUUUGUUUGUGGGGUUGUUAUGUGAUAAUGAGCAUUCAUCCUGAUCUGAUUGUGCAGCAUUUAUACAUCGCAUUGUUAAACAUUUGUGCACGCCACACUUCUCACUUGCUGACAAAGCCCAUCCGCCUGCCCCUGAUCCUGGCAUUUCCCUGAAGCUUAGAGACACAAGUUUUAGUUUUGCAAAGCUGCUCCCUCUCUUCACCACACACCUGGGUUUGAUAUGUGCAGCCUUAUACAGAUCCCACUUCACCUCAGGUAAGCAUGAAAUCCCUCCUAGGAGCCACACCUCGAGAUUCGGGAUUUGUCAGAACUUGAUGCGCAUUGCAGCCAAAUGCUGCAAAAAGAUCUAACCCGGAAGAGCAGCUGUUCCCUGCUUCUGUACUCAUAAUCACCAAAGGGCACUAUCAUCACUCACAUGGGUUGAGGGUGAGGGUGAAAGGCACCAUUCUUUAUAUUGACUUUUGAAAAGGGCCAUAGCUCAGUAGGCAGAGGACCUGCCUUCCAUGCAGAAGGCCCCAAGUUCAAUUCCUGACAUCUCCAAGUAGGGAUGGGGGAAGAGGUCCCUGACUCAGUGGCGAAGGAAGGCUCUUCAGUACCUGGUGCGGGGUGUUGAGGAGCAGGGCAAACCACCCACAGGGGUGGGGCAAACCGCCCGGUGGCGCAUGCGCACUACUGAUACAGAUGGCGCACGUGUGACACCAAUAUCAACGGCACUCGAGUAGUGCACAUAAUGACAGCAUGCACGCGCCUUCAGCCGCCCUACAGUGAGUGUAGCCCUUGGCUGGCUGCCAUUUUGACACCCGCCCUUGGGUGACACCCGGGGCGGCCCCCGGCCCCCUCCUUCCUACGCCCCUGCCCUGACUGAAACCCUGGAGUCGCUGCCUGUCAGUGCAGAUGAUAUUAAAGCUAGAUGGACCAAUGCUCUGACUCACUAUAAAGCAGACUCCUAUCAUUCUUGUGAUGGUACCAACAGUGAUCAGUUUGUAACUUACUUUGGCAUUCAGUUACAAACUAGUGUGAUGUGAGGCUCUGUAGUUCACAAGCUCUUGUCUCAUAGGAUGGCUCUUCCCUCCCCAGGUGGCCGCCAUCGCUUCUCGAGACCUCAAGCGCUCUGAGGAAUAUGCCAAGCAGCAUAAUAUUCCUAAGGCCUAUGGAUCGUACGAGGAAUUGGCGGAGGACCCUGACAUAGGUGAGGCGGAUGGAGCUUGGGAAAUCAGCCCAAGUGGUCAUGAGUGGGGAAAGGGGAACGAGGUGUGAUCUUCUAAGGCAGCCUCCCCCAGCUUGUUGCCCUCCAGUUGUUCUGGAUUAUGCCUCCCAUCAGGCCCAACCAGCACCCAGGCCCAGAGUCAGGGAUGAUGGGAGUUGGACUCAUCUUGAGGGUACCAAGCUAGGGAAGGCUGUUCUAAUGGAAUCUGGAUAUCAAACUGGAAACAGCUUUCAGACAGGAAGACAUCAGACGCCACCCUCUCUCUGUCCCUUGUACACAUCUCUCAAUGCCUGUGCAAAAGAACAAUAGGAAGCUGUCUCAUAGCAGGUCAGACUGCUGAGCUUGCUGAACAACGGCAUUAUGUGUAUCUUAUGUGUAUUUUAAUGCACUGAAUACAGUGAAAGAUUAUGAGGCAUAGGGGAGUGGAGAGCGUGUGUGUGAAUUUAACAGCGCUUAGCUUAUAUUUUUUAGUUGCUAUUUGUUGGAGUUGUUAAUAUUGUUUUAUAGAUUAUAAAUGUCGAUUUGUUAAUCACAUAACAUUACUUUUGUUGCAAUUGUGAUGUUUCGCUUAUUUUCUGUUAAUAGUGUUUUACAGGUUGCAAUCAUUUUGUUGCAGAUUUGUUAAUUAUUUUAUAUGAUUUAUAUGAAGAAGCUGCAUGGAAGGACUGUGCUAUGAGGAAAGACAGUCCUUUUCUUGCAGACCCCUGUAUUAAGCAUACUCCAGCCUUCUCAGGAUCUGGAACCCAGCCAGAAUAAGGAGCAAAACUCAGAUUCUUGGUUUCCCUCCUGGUUUCGUAGUGGUGGGGUUCAAGUUACCAUGGAAAGUCCCACUUUCUAACGUAGAAGCUUUGCCCACUAAUUCUGGAUCUUUGAGGGGUUGGCCGCGAUAGUUAGUGGUGAGGGAAUGCUCUCUACAUUUGCUCAGAAACACCUUUAUCAUUUCACUAGUUUCAGGCCACAGAAAACAGACUGAGGUUGAGCCUACAGGUUUUGUGGCUAAAAUUUUGCUUUGCUCCCUGUUUUCUGCUCCCCAUCUGCCGGGAUCUCUCUUUCAGACGUGGUCUAUGUGGGGUCGGUCCAUACUCAGCAUCAUGCACUCGUCCUCCUCUUCCUCCGUGCGAAGAAGAACGUCCUGUGUGAAAAACCCAUGGGCAUGAAUGCAGCAGAAGUCUGGGACAUGGUACAAGUGGCUAAAGAGAACAAUGUGUUCCUCAUGGAGGUAGGAAAUAUUGGGGCAACGUGGGAAGCAGUCAGUGUGAUACAGUAGAAAAAGAGUAGAGACUGCAAGAUAUGGGUUCAAGUCCUAUUUCUGCCUGUUUAUUGAGCAUUCAUGCUGAUUUGCUUGCACAAAGCUUACACAGAGGUUAGGCUACGCCUGGUCUUCAUUGAACAUUCAUUUUGAUUUGUUUGCACUGAGGCAAUGAGCACUCAUCUGAUUAGUUUGCACAGUGGUUCUACAUCUUUCUGUUAAUCAGUUGUUUAUCCCACAGUUUUUACUACAUUUCUGCAUCACUUUCCUAACUGCAAGAAGUCCUUUUAAAAAAAAUUAAAAAGUGGAUUUGUUGUACAAGAGCAACAGAAUAUUUUAAUCCACUUUCAUUGUGCAAAACCUAAAUUUCUGGUAAACAGUUGAAUCCGUCCAGCAAAUUACUGACAUUCUAGAGGAGGCCUUUCUAGCUAAUUACGGUUUACUGUGAAUGAGCACUAUGCUAUUGCACACUCCUCCCCUGUUGCAACCAGGAAGCCUUAGUUUCCUGCUACAUCUCAGCCAAGGAUCACGGUUUGUUUGAUGAUUGCUAGCCAGUCUUAAAGCUGUGGUUGUUGCUGGCGUUUGCCGAUACUGGCUUAUUAGAAAGCAACAAACCACAAUCUCUGGUAAUGGGAAGACUGAUAAAUUGGUAACAGGUUCAAGGGUCUUGUGUUAAUUCACAUGGCCCUAUACAACAUGGGCCCAAAUUACCUUACAGAGACAGCUCCUGGCUGACAUAUAAUGGGAGGGAUUUCUAAAGGGUAGGUGUCACUAUGCUAAACGUUCGAUUCUUGCAUUGUACGGAAUGGACCUCCCAAUGAGAUGAUAUUUACAGAAGGCCCUCUCCUGCAGAGCAUGGUGAUCAGCUGGAUAUAUAAGGGAUGAGAUUCUCUUUUAGAUAUCUAACUACCAAAGGAAUUGCGGUUAACUGCUAGCAAGAGAACACAAUUAAGCUGCUCUGAACAAUGCAGGAACCAGAGUUGUCCCCACUGACCAUCUUCUGGCAACACUCCCAUAUAGAUACUGUGCAGCAGGUAGAAAUUCAGCAGGUGCAGCUCUCCCUUAUGAUUGCAGACAUAGUGAGGAGGAAUGUUUCGUCUGAAUGUCAGCAUUGUGCAGCUGUGACAGGCACAGAUGGGAAACUGGCAAUCUAAUAAAUGUGGCAAGCUUAAAGUUUUGCAAAUCGCAAGCUGACAUUGCAACCUUUACCAUGUGAACUCUGGGGCACUGGCAAGGUCCUGGCAAGACUGUUAUCAGUCUGAUUUCCAGUCACAUGCUGCUAAUCCUGCACAUUUGCUUUUGUAGAUCUUGACUCCAAUAAACUCGUAUAUAUUACUGCACUCCCUGCUUGUUCUCUCCCCUGCCUCCUGCACUCCCUCCCUCCUUGUUCUUCCAGUUCAACUCCCGCCUUAGGCAAAGAGGUGAGCAAGUGUAGCGGAAUUCCAGCUUUCUGUUUCAAUUUAUAACACAGCCUGAAGUUUCUAGCCCUUAUGAUUGCCAGGAUAGAAUUGAAAUCGGUAUGAGGAUUCUCCAACUUGGAUAAAUAAUGCAAAGUGACUUGAUUUGCACAUUCUACAUUGGAAGCUGCCUUAUACCAAAUCAGGCCAAAGAUUCCAUCUAGCUCAGUAUUGUCUGCACUAACAGUAGCUGUCCAGGGUUUCAGACAAAGUUCUCCCCCAGCCCUACCUGGAGCUGCCAGGGAUUGAAUCUGACCGACCUUCUGCACUCAAGGCAGACACUCUGCCACUGAGCAAUGGCUCUUUCCCAAAUCCUGUUCUUUAGUACAUUCACAUGUUUGAAUCACUCUUUUCCCCCCAUACACCCCACUUGUUUUUUCAGUUUUAUCUCCUGCCAGUUACUACACUAUACUGGCUCUCCCUAGCCAGUCUAGUGCUUUAUUUGCUGGAUUUAUAAACCAAUGGGCUCGUUGUUGUUUUUCUUACCUAAAAUUGCAGUGCACCUAACACAUUAAACCAUGGGUAGGCAAACUAAGGCCCGGGGGCCGGAUCCGGCCCAAUCACCUUCUAAAUCCGGCCCACGGACGGUCCGGGAAACAGCGUGUUUUUACAUGAGUAGAAUCUGUACUUUUAUUUAAAAUGCAUCUCUGGGUUAUUUGUGGGGCCUGCCUGAUGUUUUUACAUGAGUAGAAUGCAUGCUUUUAUUUAAAAUGCAUUUCUGGGUUAUUUGUGGGGCAUAGGAAUUCUUUCAUUUAUUUGUUUUUUUCAAAAUAUAGUCCGGCCCCCACGAGGUCUGAGGGACAGUGAACCGGCCCCCUGCUGAAAAAGUUUGCUGACCCUUGCAUUAAACACUAGUCACUGUGGAGGGGCAAACAAAAAAUAAUAAUUCAGAAGAUUCACCAGCUUCUCAGCCUUCUCUUUUACAGUUUGCACCAGGCAUUGCCCACACACUUUUAAAUAUCUUAAGGACUAGAAACUUGGUUUGCUGAGACACUUCUUAGUAUGACACACAGGCUGAAGUUCCUGAGAUUCUGAAACUCUGCGUCGAAUGCCAAAUUGUUCUUCAUACCCACUCCCUCUUUCUUUUCCCGAAUGGAAAUGCAGGGUAUAACUUAGCCUCCAUCUCUUCCAGGGCUUCUGGACAAGAUUCUUCCCUGUAUCCGAGCAGAUCCGCACUCUGCUAAGUAAGAAGGAUCUUGGGGACUUGAGGGUGCUUCGAGCUCAACUAGGCUUUCGGAUGGAUGACAUCCCAAGGCUGGUGGAUAAGAAACUGGGUGGAGGCGUCAUUCUGGACUUGGGCUGCUACCUCAUUCAGUUUGCAUCGAUGAUUUUUGGGCCUGAGAAGCCACAAAGCAUUACAGCCUCAGGGUUCCUACUUGAGUCAGGUGAGGCUGCUACAGUGGGGUGAAGAGAGUGGAAUUUGUGGGAGCCCUAGGGCUAUAAUUAAUGUUUGGGAGAUAUGGAUUAGUGAUGCAUCACAUCCUUUUCUGUGCUUCCCAGGAGCGGAUGAAACCGUUGGCAUCGUCCUCAACUACUCAGGGAACCGGCAGGCUGUGCUUAAUUGCACCAUGAUGAUCGAUCUACCAGGAGAGGCAUUAAUUGGGGGAACCGAUGGGAUCAUCAAGGUACUUGGCUAACUGGUGUGGGCAGAUGCCUGACUUGUGAGAUGGGCUUUGUUUACUUUACCAGAAGCACAAGGUCCACUGACAGGUACAAAAUGGAGGCUUGGGUGUACAAAAUGGUGGCUCAGCGAGACGGAGCCAGUGGCCUCCUGUACUCUGUGAUCCAUAACCUGGGAUAGAUAUGCUAUAAAAUCUGCACCUGAGUUACUUUGAGAUGAAGAAUUUUAAAUACCAAACUUCAGGGAGAACAGGACGGACACAAUUUUUGUUGUUACUAUAGAUAAGCUAGUAGAAGUCGGAAACCCAUGUGAAUUUACUGCAAAUCAUAUAGUAUUAUUUCAUCUCCAUUCUGCCCAUCCAUAGCAUGGAAUAUUGUGGAUUCAUAAAUGGCAAGUGUAUUAUACAUGAUGAAGAUGAGGAAGAUGCGCACUUACUUUUAAAAAUUAGGAUUACUUACUUCUGUAUCAAAUUUUCUUCCCAAAACAUCCAAGGCGGCAUAUAUAGGUCUGCCCCUCACUACUUUUAAAGUCACAACAACCCUGUGAAGUAGAACGAUGACGCCCAAAGUCAUUCAGGGAGUUUUGUGGCUGAAUAGGGAUCUACACCCCACUGGUCAUGUUGGAGGGAAAUGAAGUUCAAAUGGCAAGGACAAUGAAGCAGAGAGAUUUUAGGCUUGGGUAGUGAGAGUUGCUGUGGAAUUCAAGCUGCCACCCAAAUGGUUCUCUGAUUCAUAAGUUACCUUUGCAUGCCAUGAACUCCCUAGGUGACCUUAGCAAGUUACUAGCCCUCAGUGUGAGCUGCCUCACCCGACUACGUGUAUAAUACUCAGAAGUUAGAACUCCUCAAGCAGCUGGAACACCCCACAGACGAGGGCAGGCCCUUACCAACCAAAGGGCAGCAAUACCAAUGGUGUUUCUGGCAAUUCUGCCUCCGAGCAGCAGCGGCUUCUCUUCCCCAUUCACCUCACAGAACGGCAAUGAACCCUGAUUUCUGAUCCACACACAUGGAACGAAAAAGCCAACAGGGGCAAUUUCCACUCCUUUCUCCAUUUCUGUUGGAAUUCUCUGACACCCUUAGCUGAGACUGAUCAGGGAGAUGGGAGUCUAGCAGUCACCAGCACAAUCUAGAUCACAGAAUAUCACCGCUUUGAUUCUCAGAGUAGACAAAUCCCAGAGUUUCUCUGCUUCCCAUCAGAAAAUGCAUGCUGCUUCUCUUUCUCUAGAUCCCCAACCACAUGAACAGCCCCACAGUCAUGUUUCUCAAAGGAAAGCGCUGGGAAUGGCCCCUGCCAACUUCGCCUGAACCGCUGUUCUUCGAGCACGACAUUGGGCUGCGAUACGAAGCUGAACAUGUCCGGCUGUGCCUACUGAAGGGUAAGGCUCCUGUGGAGGUGGUGUUUUUGAGGAGCGUGAAUAGCUCAUCCAGCACCCAGCGAGGGCAGCCACAGGUCUCUGAGGGCUCGCCCUACCAUUAGGUCAGGUGUGGGGAACCUUUGGCCCUCCAGAAUGUUGCUGAACUACGCCUUCCAUCUUCCCUGACCAUUGGGCUCUGCUUGCUGGGAGUCGCAGUUCAGCAAAAUCUGGGUGGCAAAAGAUUCCCCCUAGCAGCGUUAGAGGUAAAGCGAGCCAUCAAAAUUUUAAAUUACACGAAAGGACAGCGAGUCAUUAGUUAUUUAAUGUUUUAUUGCUGUUGGAAAUGUACUGUAAUACCGCGGGGGGGGGCACUUGCAGGAUAAAUUUAUAUAUCUAUAUCUACAUCUAUUUGCCUCAGGUGUCAAAGUAACUUCAACAUAGCGUGGACGCUAUAUGCCCUUGCCCUGCACUUUAUGGGGUGGGAUUGGCUGAGGCAACGUUUUGCUGCUUGGCUCAAACAAGAAAAUCUAUUGGGCCACCUCAGCUUCCAAGCAUCUCACAAGCAGCGCAUGAAAGGAAAGACCUCUCCCCUACUAUAUUACGCACCAGCAACUGUUACCCAGAGGCAUAUCGGCCCUGAAUCUGGAGGCUUCAUAUAGACAUCACAGCAAAUCCCCCUUCUGUCCACUAACACUGCUCUCCUAAAAACUCUGCCAUAAAUGUGAUCCUGUAUAACUUGAGAGUAGUUUAGAUUUGUGCUAAAACUAUUAGCUUAGAUAAAUGAAUGGCCCAUUUCCUACAUCGUUAUUACAGGCCCAGGAAAAUGUGCAUAGGAUUGCAGUCUAAAUCUACUUUGAAACUCAAUAGACCUCAGAAAUGUACCUAUUAAUCCAGGUUCUAUUAACCUGUCUUUUAUGCAGGUUUGAAGGAAAGUCCUAUCAUGCCUUUACACGAGAGUGAAAUCAUAGCAACCAUCUCUGAUGAAGCACGAAGGCAAGUGGGUGUGAUCUACGAACAAGAUCGGGUCCAAUGUAUCAACCAAUCUGAGAGCAGAAAAUAAAAUUUGCACUUUGUCAGAAAACAUUCUAUUACCUGAAGAAUGGCUGCAUUUAUGAAUGCUGUUGAAUACUGUCUGGGUGAGGGCAUGGAAACUUGUCUACCUAGAAAACAAAUUAUCUGAAAAUGUGGGCAGAAUAUAUUCUCCCUGCAUCUACUGUUGUUUCAAAACACCUAGUCGUUAAAGAGUUAAUGCAUACCUGUUAAUUCCUCAAAGGGAUGGCAUGGAACUCAGGGGAGAAAUGGUUAUCCCUUGCUUAUCUAGUUACUCCCAUUGGUUGUAUUCCACACGGCCAUAAUUAGCAUUUUGACCAAGAGGGUGAGGUAAGAAGUCAUUAUUUUGAUUUAAAAUAUUUAUCUCCUGCUCCUUAUUGCCAAUACUCACAACCCUAGUGGUGUUCUCUCUCUAAUGGUACCUAAACAGAACAUUUAUAUAAGAGGGGGGAAUUGAGAUCUUUGGUGCAGGCCUAAAAUGAGCAUGUCGACAGAAUCAAAGGUGAUGCUAGCAAAUUUGGUUAUUGGAGGGUCAGCAAUUGAGAGAG
Molecule: messenger RNA, 11004 nt
Organism: Podarcis lilfordi (Lilford's wall lizard)
Lineage: Eukaryota; Metazoa; Chordata; Lepidosauria; Squamata; Lacertidae
Source: the annotation of a GenBank genome assembly